This is a messenger RNA of Drosophila subpulchrella, 330 nucleotides long. Its product is annotated as larval cuticle protein 65Ag1-like. The coding region runs from base 28 to 330 and encodes 100 amino acids. Gene Ontology annotation, cellular component: chitin-based extracellular matrix. The record is from RefSeq and is a predicted model, not a curated record. The transcript has 2 exons. NCBI's taxonomy places the organism in Eukaryota, Metazoa, Arthropoda, Insecta, Diptera, Drosophilidae. Gene Ontology annotation, molecular function: structural constituent of chitin-based larval cuticle.
AGAUCAGCAAACGAGCCAAAAGUCAACAUGAAGUUCCUGAUUGUCUUCGUUGCCCUCUUCGCCGUGGCUCUGGCCGCUCCUGCCGAUGAGGAUAUCUUGCGCUACGAAUCCAUUGUUGAACCCGAGAGCUUCGCCUUCAAAUGGGAAACUAGCGGAGGAGCGACGGCUGAGGCCGAGGGAGUGGUGAAGAAUCCUGGCUCCGAUCACGAGGCCCUGGCCGUCAAGGGAUCCUACUCCUAUGAGGGCCCUGAUGGUGUCACCUACACCGUCACCUACAUCGCCGAUGAGAACGGAUUCCAGCCCCAAGGUGAACAUCUGCCCGUGGUUUAA